AUGCCACGCAAGUUCAUCAUUGGAGGAAAUUGGAAAUGCAACGGGACAAAUGCGUCCAUUGAGCCCUUAACAAAAGGAGUUGCUGCCGUAGUUGACGCCGAGAUGGCUAAAAAGGUUGAAGUAGUUUUGGGUGUUCCAUUCAUCUACUUAACAAAGGUCCAACAGAUCUUAGCUGGUGAAGCCAAUGGUGCCAAUGUCUUAGUUUCCGCAGAGAAUGCAUGGACUAAGAGUGGUGCAUACACUGGAGAAGUUCAUGUUGGUAUGUUAGUCGAUUGCAAAGUCCCAUAUGUAAUCCUUGGACACUCCGAGAGAAGACAAAUCUUCAAAGAGACUGACGAGGUUGUUGCCGAAAAGGUGAAAGUUGCCAUUGGAGCUGGUCUUAAGGUGAUCGCUUGCAUUGGUGAGACUGAAGCAGAAAGAGUUGGAAAUAAGACCGAAGAAGUCUUAGCAAGACAAUUGAAAGCUAUCAACACCACUUUGACUAAAGAAGAGUGGAAAAACGUCGUCUUAGCUUAUGAACCAGUCUGGGCUAUUGGAACUGGAAAGACUGCUACUCCAGACCAAGCUCAAGAAGCGCACGCUUUCAUUAGAAACUGGAUGGCUGCUAACAUUUCAAAGGAAGUUGCUGAAGAGACUAGAAUUCAGUAUGGCGGUUCUGUUAAUAAUGCUAAUUGUGAUGAAUUAGCCAAGAAGGUUGAUAUCGACGGUUUCUUGGUCGGAGGCGCUUCACUUGAUGCCGGUAAAUUCGCCACUAUCAUUAAGUCUGCUAACCAAAAGUUUUAA
Messenger RNA from Entamoeba invadens IP1, 783 nucleotides. Its product is annotated as triosephosphate isomerase, putative. Gene Ontology annotation, biological process: glycolytic process; gluconeogenesis; glycerol catabolic process. Gene Ontology annotation, cellular component: cytosol. Bases 1 to 783 code for a protein of 260 amino acids. The transcript has a single exon. Lineage: Eukaryota; Evosea; Mastigamoebida; Endamoebidae. The record is from RefSeq and is a predicted model, not a curated record. Gene Ontology annotation, molecular function: triose-phosphate isomerase activity.